AUGUCGUGUAAAACUGCUGAAGCUUCAACCCCCACAUGCCUGGUCUGCGGUCUAUCCUGCCGAACACAUUUCCAUUUCGGCGGGGCCUCCUGCUCAGCUUGUGCCUCAUUUUUUCGGCGAACCGUCUCUCUGAACAUCAGCUACCUGUGCAAACGGGAUAGUGACUGUAUUAGUUCUCCCGAGUUACGAAGUAUCUGUAGAGCAUGCAGAUAUCAAAGAUGUAUUGAUACAGCUGGAAUGAGUAGAGAUUUAGUUCAGCAAAGAAGAAGUGAGAAACGAACUCCCAAGUAUGUUCUAGCCUUGAGGAAUGGGGGCGAGGACGAGAGAAUUGUGAGAGAUUACACCACUAACUCCUACACUACUCUUCAUGAAAUUCCCCAAGCCGGACGGUCUGAAACACUUCCCGAUAAAGCUUCCAUUUUUCUUCCUGGUUUUGAGAAAGUUGUUCCGAACGAGAAGACAACCACAACUCCCAACACAAUCAAAAAACUGCCAGAAUGCUCAACUAAGGAAGUUAUGGAAAAUGUUAGCAAUUAUUGUGGAGCACAUUUUCUGAACGCCAAAGAAAAUAUAUUGAUUUUUCACAAUCUCCUUCAAGAUUUUUGCUUAAUUAAUUCCCAAGUUUUAACGCCAAAUUUAUAG
Molecule: messenger RNA, 642 nt
Organism: Caenorhabditis elegans
Lineage: Eukaryota; Metazoa; Nematoda; Chromadorea; Rhabditida; Rhabditidae
Gene: nhr-290
Product: Nuclear receptor domain-containing protein
Exons: 5
Coding region: 1-642 (213 amino acids)
Biological process (GO): DNA-templated transcription; regulation of DNA-templated transcription
Cellular component (GO): nucleus
Molecular function (GO): DNA binding; DNA-binding transcription factor activity; zinc ion binding
Source: RefSeq, marked reviewed